This is a messenger RNA of Scutellospora calospora, 1890 nucleotides long. Lineage: Eukaryota; Fungi; Glomeromycota; Glomeromycetes; Diversisporales; Gigasporaceae. The record is from the annotation of a GenBank genome assembly.
ACCUGUUGAGGGUAAAUACGCAUUUCAAAGUAAACUUUGGGAUUUAGCUAUAGAGGAAAACAUUUUUCUGAAAAAGAUAUAUAGACAAAGUGAUGAGUAUUUUAUCAGAGGUCUUGAUAGGAUGAGAUUCGGAAAGAUGGACAAGGAUUUCCUUUCAUUUAUAAAAAAAUUAGAUAGGGAGUUGAAUGAUAUACCAGGAGAGAUGCUGAAAUAUGUUUCUGGCUGUUAUUUGAGAAGGAUGUUUUUUGAGAUAAACAUGAAAAAACGUAAGAGAACAAGGUUGAAACCAUUCUGGACUGAUGAUACAUCUGAGAUAUCAAAGAAAUUAUGGUCUCAUAACGAUGUUAUCGUGAGAAAGACCAAAGAUAGUUGGUUCAACGUUUGUGAGAUGGUCUCGUUGAAAGAAGAGAAUCCACCUAAUAUCAUGUUUACGAAACAAGAGAAAAAAGAAAUCAAAAAGACAAACGUUAUUUUGAACAACAAAAAAGAAGUUGAAGAAUUGAAAACCAGAAAGAUACGUCUUUACCCAACUAUUGAUGAGAAAAAGACACUCAAAGAAUGGAUGCGAGUAUCUGCAUGGACAUAUGAUAAAGCAUUAGAUCUUAUCAAGGAUGAUCCAAAUAUCACAUUGAAACAAUUACGGAGAUCAUGUGUGAAUAAGGAUGUUGUAGACAAAAAUAUAUCUAAAGUUCCAUAUGAUAUAAGAAGUGAUUCAAUCAUUGCUUUGUUAAGAAAUAUCAAGGUCAAUAAAGACAAGUGUGAUAGAUUUGUAAUGAAGAAACGUAAAGAAACAAGAAUCAUGAGUUUUGUAGUGCAGAAAAAAAGUUGGGAUUUAAUGAAAGGUGUAUAUUCAUUCUUGAAAAAUAUCAAGACCAAAGAAAAGAAACCAGACAUCAAUCAUGCUGUAACCGUAAAGAUGGACAGAAUGUCAAGAUAUUGGUUGUGUGUUCCUGUAUUAUUAGAGAACAGAGAAAGGAUAGUACACAACACACUCUCUAUCGAUCCUGGUGUACGGACAUUCGUAACAGGAUACAGUCCAAAUGGAAAUGUCAUAGAGAUCGGGAAUAAUGACAUCCAAAAUAUAAGAAAGAUCCAAGACAGAUGUUUCAAGUAUCAGUCAAUCAUCGAUACGUCAUUAGAUUAUCCUAUCCAGGACAUGACAGAAAAGAAGACUAAAAAGAGAAGGAUCAGUAAGGAGACGACAAAGCGUAUGAUUAGAUGGUCACCACGUAAAUUCCUAUAUUUCUUGAGACAUAAAUCUCGAGAGUACACAACAGACAUUAUUGAGUGUACCGAAGAGUAUACUAGCAAGACAUGUAGUGUAUGCGGAUGUAUCAAUGAUAAAUUAGGGUCAUCAAAAAAACCGGGUUCCUACACCCUUAAGAUUGCUGAUUUGUUGGUAAUGUUUUUACUAACAAUGUUGCGUUUCAAUGUAGGAGUUGAUUGGUCAGUAAUGAAAGACAAUAUUGAUGACGAAAACAAAAAAAAGAUAAAGGAUAAAGGUGGAUUAUCUCAUCCAAAAUUAGUUAAUUGGCUAGACAAAAGUACGUUAGCUGAAGAAAUUUUGUAUUUGAAGAUCGGCGCAGAAGUAUUUUACAUUUGGAAUUCAGAUGAUAGGAGGUUGGUUAACGGAACUCAAGGUAAGGUUGUAGCGUUUAGAAAUACAAAGAGUGACAUGGUAUACGAAAAAGAUCUUCCAAAAGGUAUUUCAUUGAAUGAGGUAGUACCGUUAGUCAAAUUUGACGGGAUCGAAGAAGUGAUAGAGGUUGGAAAGGAAAGAUUUAUGAAAAAAAAUAAUGAGGGUAUUUUGAUGGUGACACGUACUCAAUUACCGUUAAAAUUGAAAUACGCAAUGUCUAUACAUAAAUCACAAGGUUUAACAAUUGAAAG